AGUGGCUCACCACGCGGGCGCCCCCGCAACGCACAAGCCUGCUUACCUACCCAACCCCUCGCGCGACGAAACACAGAGCGAUCUGUUGCCUGAGGCGAGUUCCCUCCCUCCUCUCCGAAAAGUUCUCACCUUGUAGUUAGCAUGUGGCUAUUUAUCCACGUCUCCGCCUGCGCUCACCCACCCCACCCCCACUCGUUGUGAGUACACAGUACACUCGCGAACCGCUCCACCAACACCAGGCCACCGGGAGCGCGGCAGGCCCCGGACGGGAUUGGCAGACGCGCGCAGAGGCACGUACCACUACCGCAGCAGCGCGGGCGCAGGCAGGGACCCGGGCCGGCGGCAUGGGCGUCCUUCGGAGCACGCAGAGCCUUCAGGCGGAGGUGGACGAGCUGCGCGCCGCGCUCCUGGCAGGCGGCGGGCACGAGGCCGCGGGCGGGUGGCGCCGGUCGGCGGGCCACGCGGACGCCAAGCGCAGCCCCGGCGGCGACGCCGGAGGGGCCGCGGCGCGCGCCGUGUGCGUCACGGGAGGGAUCUCCUUCGUCGGGUUCGCCGUCGUCGACCGCCUCCUCCGGCACGGGUACACCGUCCGCCUCGCGCUGGAGACGCAAGAGGACAUGGACAAGCUGCGGGAGAUGGAGAUGUUCGGCGACGACGGCAGGGACGGAGUGUGGACGGUGAUGGCGAACGUGAUGGACCCGGAGAGCCUGCACCGCGCCUUCGACGGAUGCGCUGGCGUGUUCCACACCUCCGCCUUCGUGGACCCCGGCGGCAUGUCCGGCUACACGAAACACAUGGCAACGUUAGAAGCCCAGGCAGCGGAGCGGGUGAUCGAAGCCUGCGUCAGGACAGGGUCCGUCAGGAAAUGUGUCUUCACCUCUUCCUUGCUGGCAUGUGUGUGGAGGCAGAACAACCCUCAUGGCCGGCGGUGCCCUACCAUCAUCGACGAGAGCUGCUGGAGCGACGAGAGCUUUUGCCGCGACAACAAGCUGUGGUUUGCGCUCGGCAAGACGGCAGCGGAAAAGGCUGCCUGGAGGGCGGCGCGGGGACGAGACCUGAAGCUGGUCACCAUCUGCCCCGCGCUCGUCACCGGCCCGGGGUUCCGCCGCCGCAACUCCACCGCGUCCAUCGCGUAUCUCAAAGGGGCUCGUGCAAUGCUCGCCGACGGCCUGCUCGCCACGGCGAACGUGGAGACGGUGGCCGAGGCGCACGUACUCGCGUACGAGGCGAUGGGCGACAACACCGCCGGAGGCAGGUACAUCUGCUACGACCACGUCGUCAAGCGGCCGGAGGAGUUCGCCGAGCUGGAGCGACAGCUGGGGCUGCCGGGAGGGGCCGCGGCCGCGCAGGGCUCUGACGACCGGCCGGCCAGGUUCGAGCUCUGCAAGCGGAAGCUGUCCAGGCUCAUGUCCUCCAGGAGGCGGUGCACGUACGACACCUACUACUCCGUCGCGUUUGACUAGCAAGCUCAGGCGGAAUUGCCAUGAAGGGUUGACCACCAGUCUGCAAUCCCUGUCCCAUUGACAAGUGGACACCGGAAGCGAAGCGGAGAAAUAGCAAAACUCCGCUUGAUUGUCCUUGUGGACGAGAAAGAGCAGGAGGGGAGCCAAGUAUGUGUGCAAUGAUGUACCGGGUGCAAUUUUGUACAGAGUUUUGAUGCAGCAAUAAAGGUGAGUCGCCCAUAGGCAGCGCGCGUCA
Zea mays is the source of this 1698-nucleotide messenger RNA. RefSeq names its product cinnamoyl-CoA reductase-like SNL6. NCBI's taxonomy places the organism in Eukaryota, Viridiplantae, Streptophyta, Magnoliopsida, Poales, Poaceae. The record is from RefSeq and is a predicted model, not a curated record. The transcript has 5 exons. Gene Ontology annotation, molecular function: oxidoreductase activity, acting on the CH-OH group of donors, NAD or NADP as acceptor. Gene Ontology annotation, biological process: steroid biosynthetic process. The coding region runs from base 345 to 1463 and encodes 372 amino acids.